Molecule: messenger RNA, 1499 nt
Organism: Asterias rubens (European starfish)
Lineage: Eukaryota; Metazoa; Echinodermata; Asteroidea; Forcipulatida; Asteriidae
Product: NHL repeat-containing protein 3-like
Exons: 5
Coding region: 7-993 (328 amino acids)
Cellular component (GO): extracellular region
Molecular function (GO): protein binding
Source: RefSeq, a predicted model, not a curated record
CUGACAAUGGACGCAGCCGCAACGAGGUGGAUUUUCUUGGCAUUAUUUUCAUGUUUUUGCUUCUGCACGGGAGCUGGACCGAUGUACAAAUUGGAUCCGUCGUGGCCAGGCCUUUCAUCUGUGUUUACUGGUCCGGUUUACAGCGCGGCUGUUGAUGACAAAAACGGGGAAAUAUAUGUUUCGCAACGUGGCUAUCGGAAUUCUCCAGUCCUGGUCUUCAAUACGUCUGGUGCUUUUCUGAGAUCCUUCAUUUAUGAUCCAGAGGUGAUCAAUAUGGUUCACGGAAUGAGGAUGCAUCACAAUGCAACCUCAGGGAAGAGACGACUUUGGCUUACUGAUGUUGGAGAUGGACAGUUGGGAUAUACAAUAAAGAGGUUUUCACCUGAUGGUGAAACCAUGGAGUUUGUGCUUGGUACGCCUGGAAAGAAAGGCAAUGGAACAUCCCCACUUCAAUUUGAUCAGGUUGCAGAUGUAGCCAUCAGCGAUCAAGGGGAGAUGUACAUAGUCGAUGGAGAUGGAGGAAUGAACAACCGACUUUUAAAACUUCAAAAAGAUUUUAAAGUGCAAUGGCUGGUAGGAGGUGUCAAUGGAUCCAAGCCAGGACAGUUUUAUAUUCCGCACAGUGUUGAAUUGGAUGGUGUCGGACGAGUCUGGGUUGCAGACCGAAUGAAUGGCAGACUACAGGCAUUCGACACAGGCAAUGGAAGAUACUUGGGGGAGUGGUCAUCAUGCUUCACCGACGGGGAACCCUACUCUGUUAGACUCAGCGCUGAUCAAACUCACUUCAUCGUGACCCAACUCCAGUCUGAUAGGAUUCUCUUUGUUGCAUCACCACUGAAACCAGGCACCAUUGGCAACUGCACGAUAAUGGAUAGCAUCCAAUUAGCAUCAGGCUCUCAUCCACACCUUGUGGCUGUCAGCCAAUCAGAGGGGGCGUUUUAUGUUGGGGAGCUUGGGUCUAAGACCUGUCAGAAAUAUAUGCGGGUUACAUAACAAACAUAUCUUAUGUUUGUUAAUACUGCAAUAAAUACUCUAAAAAAUAUCUGCUUUUAUAAUAUCAGGGCUGAAAGGUUCAGUUUUACAAAUUAGAUAGUAUGCAUUAUUGCCCAUAGACAUGUUGUUUGCAGGUCUAAACAAAAACAAAAGAGUUUUAGUGAACCAUUGAGAAAAGAACACUUUCCAAAGUCAAAGAAAUACAUUGUGUGAAUUUCCCUUGUGAACGAGCUUAAAAACCAUUUAUACCCACUGUAGAUCAGAACAGUAACCGUCACUUUAAGCUGAACUUGCUACCAGAUUCGUUAUCAGCACUGUUACAAAAACUGUUGUCACAACUGUUAUUAGAACUGUUUUCAGAACUGUUAUCAGAACUGUUAUCAGAACUGUCAUCAGAACUGUUAUCAGAACUGUUAUCAGAACUGUUAUCAGAACUGUCAUCAGAACUGUUAUCAGAACUUUCUUCAGAACUGUUAUUAGAACUUUCUUCAGAACUGUUAUUAGAA